Molecule: messenger RNA, 1566 nt
Organism: Xylaria bambusicola
Lineage: Eukaryota; Fungi; Ascomycota; Sordariomycetes; Xylariales; Xylariaceae
Product: cobW-domain-containing protein
Exons: 5
Coding region: 191-1333 (380 amino acids)
Cellular component (GO): cytoplasm
Source: RefSeq, a predicted model, not a curated record
GGAUUGCCCCCGUCUCCAUGAAAUCCAAUACCUAUACUUACAUGUACAUGUAGAGCAAAGGGCGUGUCCAAUCUGCAAAGGCCGAGUUUGCCUUGUUUCUCAAACUCUAACGAUAUCAAGUCGCCGUAGGCACUUCUCAUAAGCUCUAAAAGCAGAGAAGUCUCUUUCGUUUCCUUCCGGCGCCUCAAUCAUGGACAUUGACGAUGAUGCCCCUCCAGAGCUUGUCGAGGCGGGGCAGGACAUUGCGGGAGAUGAGGUACAGGUCAAGGUUCCAAUCACCAUCGUCACAGGAUACCUGGGAGCUGGGAAAACAACGCUUCUGAACUAUAUUCUCACAGCUCGCCAUGGCAAGAAAAUUGCCGUCAUCAUGAACGAGUUCGGUGACUCCCUCGAUAUCGAGAAGUCUCUCACUGUGAACAAGGGUGGCGAGCAGGUUGAAGAGUGGCUCGAGGUAGGAAAUGGUUGCAUCUGUUGCUCGGUGAAGGACUCUGGAGUCAAUGCAAUUGAAUCAUUGAUGGAAAAGAAGGGGGCAUUCGAUUACAUCCUUCUCGAGACCACUGGACUCGCAGAUCCCGGCAACCUUGCCCCGCUGUUCUGGGUCGACGAAGGACUGGGUAGCACUAUCUAUCUCGACGGUAUCGUGACGUUGGUUGAUGCCAAAAAUAUCCUACGAAGCCUGGACGACCCAGCUGGUAAAGUUGAGAACAACCAAGGGCAUGAUGAUAGCCAUGGACCGUUGAUGACGACCGCCCAUGUACAAAUAUCACACGCCGACGUGGUGGUUAUCAACAAGGCAGACUUGGUAACCUCCGAAGAGCUCGAACACGUCAAAGCCCGAAUAAAAGCAAUCAACGGCCUCGCUAAGAUCCAUGUGACUGAACAGAGCAAAGUGCCGCAGUUGGAAGGCGUGUUGCUAGAUUUGCAUGCCUAUGACCGAGUCGAAACCUUAGACGCUACAGAGAAGGGGCAUAGUCAUCUGGAUCCUACCAUAUCCACAGUCUCCUUCAGCAUUCCAUUGCUGACUGUGGACCAGCUCCAGGAGAUAGAUGGAUGGCUCAGAUCCAUUCUGUGGGAAAGCGAGAUCCCAAAUGCAGCAACAAGUCCAGCUCACAUAGAGAUACAUCGACUGAAAGCGCGUCUAGUCUUUGAGGAUGGAACUACUAAGAUAGUCCAGGGCGUGAGAGAAAUAUUUGAGAUUAUAGAUGGACAAAAGUCUAGCACUGAUGUUAGCACAACUUCACAAAUGGGAAAGAUGGUGCUGAUUGGAAGAAACAUACACAAGGUUGACGUGGAAAAUAGCUUUCUUGAUAGAAUACAGGAUAAACCAGUGUGAAUACUCUAAAGACCAGACUGUGUUGGUGCUAAUUACUUCGCAUCUGUCACUCUAUUCAUGUGCCUAUCGAAGCAACAGGCACUGCAGUUGAUGUUUCUAUUUAAACAAAUUACUCCAAGCAGACAAACAGGGCUAAAUGAAGCUCCAUGCAAGAUGUAGGAGUACAUAUCUAUAACAAGGGCAGUAAAUACUGGGCUUGGAACGGGGAAUUCAGAUUACAAUGAUCAACUAGG